Messenger RNA from Helobdella robusta, 3511 nucleotides. RefSeq lists its product as hypothetical. Bases 110 to 3274 code for a protein of 1054 amino acids. The record is from RefSeq and is a predicted model, not a curated record. Gene Ontology annotation, biological process: valyl-tRNA aminoacylation. Gene Ontology annotation, molecular function: valine-tRNA ligase activity; ATP binding; aminoacyl-tRNA deacylase activity. NCBI's taxonomy places the organism in Eukaryota, Metazoa, Annelida, Clitellata, Rhynchobdellida, Glossiphoniidae. The transcript is spliced from 28 exons. Gene Ontology annotation, cellular component: cytosol.
CGAGUUUCGUCAGUUUGGCUGAAUUUGUGGCAAUUCGAUUGAGCUUGAGAUCGUAUAUAAGAAAACAAAACAUAGUAGUGGAUUGUUGAACUAACAUACAAUCGGAUCGAUGGCAGACGUUCAAGUAACUGAAAACGGUAACGACAAUGAACCGCCUAAGACGGCUAAGCAACUGGCAAAAGAAGCCAAAAAGUUGGAAAAAUUAGCAAAAUUUGAUGCUAAAAAAUCCAAAAUUGAUCAAAAGAAGCAAAUUGAUGCAGAUUCAGUGAAAGAAGGUAAAGAAAAGAAAGUUAAGGAGAAGUUGACAAUCACUUAUGAUAAAAGUACCAAACCUGGUGACAAAAAAGAUCUUUCAGGUCCAAUGCCCGAUUCAUACAGUCCCCAGUAUGUCGAAGCAGCUUGGUAUGCAUGGUGGGAAAAAUCUGGCUUUUUUAAACCUGGAUAUGGGAGAUCGUCGGCCACAGAACCCAACCCAAAUGGUAAGUUCAUGAUAGUGAUUCCUCCUCCAAAUGUCACUGGCUCAUUACAUCUUGGUCAUGCACUCACCAACUCCAUACAAGAUGCCAUCACACGAUGGCAUCGUAUGAAUGGCAAGACAACGUUGUGGAACCCUGGUUGUGAUCACGCGGGCAUUGCCACACAAGUCGUUGUGGAGAAAAAGUUGUGGAAGGAGCGCAAGUUGACCAGGCAUGAUUUGGGCAGGAAAGCUUUUGUUGAUGCAAUUUGGAAAUGGAAAGAAGAAAAAGGAGAUAGAAUAUAUCAUCAGUUGCGAAUACUUGGAGGCAGUUAUGAUUGGGACAGGGCAUGUUUCACCAUGGAUCCCAAGCUGAGCAAAGCAGUGACAGAGGCAUUUGUGAGGUUGCACGAGUCGGGCAUCAUAUACAGGAGUUACAGGCUGGUCAACUGGUCAUGCAGUCUCAAGUCUGUCAUAUCCGAUAUCGAGGUUGAUAAGCGAGAGCUGACUGGUCAAACGAUGUUAUCUGUGCCAGGGUAUGAUGAAAAGAUUGAAUUUGGAGUGCUCGUGUCAUUUGCUUACCCCGUUGAAAAUUCAAAUGAAGAGAUAGUCGUUGCAACGACUCGCAUUGAGACGAUGUUGGGUGACACGGGGGUGGCGGUGCAUCCGGACGAUCCGAGGUACAAACAUCUGACGGGCAAGUCCUGCGUUCAUCCCUUCUUUGAUCGACUUCUUCCUAUCGUGUUUGACGACAUGGUUGACACUCAAUUCGGAACGGGUGCUGUGAAGAUAACACCUGCUCACGACCACAAUGAUUACGAAUGUGGCAAGAGGCACAACCUGCAAUUCAUCAACAUUAUGAAGGACGACGGCACACUCAAUGAAAGCUGUGGGCAGUUCUCUGGUAUGAAGAGAUUCCACGCCAGGAAGAAAGUUUUGCAAGCUCUCAAAGACAAGGGCUUAUUCAGAGCGUGCCAAAACAAUCCCAUGGUCGUGCCUGUCUGCAGUCGAUCAAAAGAUAUCAUUGAGCCGUUGUUGAAGUUACAGUGGUUCGUUAACUGCAGUGAUAUGGCACAGAAGGCAGUUGAUGCGGUCAGGAAUGGUGACCUGAAGAUCAUUCCCGACGCAUUUGAGAAGACCUGGUACCAGUGGCUUGAAAAAUGCAGAGAUUGGUGUAUAUCUCGUCAGUUGUGGUGGGGGCAUCAGGUGCCCGCCUACUUUGUAACCAUCGACGAUCCAUACAUUCUUCCUGGAACUGAAGAGGACAACAGGUUCUGGGUGAGUGCAUCAUCUGAGGAAGAGGCAAGGAAGAAGGCUGCCAGGAGGUUCAAAGUGGAUGAGGAUAAAAUAACACUGAGGCAGGAUGAAGAUGUUUUAGACACCUGGUUCUCGGCCGGUCUCUUUCCAUUCUCCGUUCUCGGAUGGCCUGAUCCGUCGGAGGAUCUGGACUUUUUCUACCCUGGCAGUCUGUUGGAGACGGGCCAUGAUAUCCUGUUCUUCUGGGUGGCCCGCAUGGUCAUGCUGGGUCUGCAGUUGCUUGGCAAAUUACCAUUCAAAGAGGUAUAUCUGCAUGCAAUGAUACGAGACAAGUACGGUCGCAAGAUGAGCAAGUCACUUGGGAACGUCAUUGACCCACUGGAUGUCAUCAGAGGAAUCCAACUUGAAGAUCUUCACAAGCAGUUGUAUGACGGCAACUUGGAUCCCAAGGAAAUUGAAGUUGCUAAAGAAGGACAGAAAGCACAAUUCCCUCAAGGCAUACCAGAGUGUGGGACUGACGCACUGAGGUUCGGUCUGUGUGCCUACACAUCUCAAGGUCGUGACAUUAACCUCGACGUCUUGAGAGUGCAAGGUUACAGAUUUUUUUGCAACAAACUGUGGAACGCCACCAAGUUCGUGCUGACCAAUCUCACUGACAGCUUCAAGCCACUGUCAGAGUUCAAGUUGACAGGCAAGGAGUCAUCCAUGGAUCUCUGGAUAGUCAGUCGGCUGUGUGACACAGUUGAAAGUUGCAACAGAGCCUUCUUGACGUACGACUUCCCAGUGGCCACGACUGCUUGCUACAACUUCUGGCUCUACGAACUUUGCGACAUCUACUUGGAACAUUCAAAGCCCAUUUUGUAUGGAAAUGACGAGGAGAGCAAAACAACCACAAGAGAGAUUUUGUACAGCUGUUUGGAGACAGCCCUGCGUCUCAUCCAUCCUUUCAUGCCAUUUAUCAGUGAGGAAUUGUAUCAAAGAUUGCCAGCCAGGACUGCAGACAGACCUCCGAGUCUUGUCGUCUCGCCAUAUCCGAAGACAGAACAGUUUACCUGGAAAGAUGUCAGCUUGGAGAAGGAGAUUGACUUUGUGAUGAUGACCAUCAAGACAGUUCGAUUCAUGAGGGCGGAUUAUCAACUGACCAAACAAAAAACUGAUUUGUAUGUUCGAUGCUUAGAUAAAGACUCGGAGAUAAUUCUCAGCAAAUAUAAAGACCUCGUGAAAACGUUGACGUCAUCAAAUUUCGUCAUGGUCCUUACGAAAUCCUCUGCAGACCAACCUCCACAAGGCUGUGCCAUUCAAACUGUCUCAACCAAGUGUGAAGUCCACAUGAUGCUCAAGGGAUUGAUAGAUUUCACGAAAGAGGCAGAAAAGUUGAAGGAUAAGAAAGGCAAGUUAGAGGUUCAGUUGAAUAGCUUUCUCAAACUUACUCAAAAGCCUGAUUACGGGUCCAAGGUUCCAGAGCAUGUAAGACAACAAAACACUGAAAAGAUAGGGGAAAUUAACCAAGAAAUAGAUCAUUUGAAUCUGGCUAUCAAAAAAUUAAUGAAAAUGGAACCCUAGUUUUAAUUAUACAGAUUUGAAGCGUUGUUAAUUUAUUAUAUAUACAUUUUAUUAUUUUUUAAAUUUAUAGCAUGAUUAUGCAAUUUUAGGAUGUUGGAAAAUAUUUUAUUUACUGUUGAAGCUAUUUUAUUAUAGUUAGACGGAUUGAAUGGCAUGCGCGAUUCAAUGUUUGACGAUCUUUUCUACUUGCUACGGCUUUCGCAAGUUUCUCACAGAUUUUAAAUUGAAUUCGAUAUC